Molecule: messenger RNA, 4446 nt
Organism: Acytostelium subglobosum LB1
Lineage: Eukaryota; Evosea; Eumycetozoa; Acytosteliales; Acytosteliaceae
Exons: 4
Coding region: 1-4446 (1481 amino acids)
Biological process (GO): phosphatidylinositol 3-kinase/protein kinase B signal transduction; phosphatidylinositol-3-phosphate biosynthetic process; phosphatidylinositol-mediated signaling
Cellular component (GO): cytoplasm; plasma membrane; phosphatidylinositol 3-kinase complex
Molecular function (GO): 1-phosphatidylinositol-4-phosphate 3-kinase activity; 1-phosphatidylinositol-3-kinase activity
Source: RefSeq, a predicted model, not a curated record
AUGGAAGUCAGACGACUGUCUGCUGAGUACUACUUAGGUCCAAGUUCGUUCACUGUCAAGAUUGACUUGGAAGGCAUUACCAGCACAUUGACAUUCCAAUCAUUCGCCACAGUUGACAAUGUCAAAUAUGAGAUAUUCAAACAGAACAGGGACAUCCUAAAAGAUCAAAGUCACCAUGACUACCUCCUGGCUCUAAACAAGAGAACUGAUGUAUUACAGAUUGAGUUUGUCAAGUUUAUAUUUGCUCAUGAGGGUAUACAAAAGGCAUUGACAACGAAGGAGGAAGCAUCGAUUGAGGUAUUCCUUGUUCCAAAGCCAAAUGAGAUAAAGGCAUUCAUGAAGAAGGCUGAUAGGAUAAAGAAACAACUCAUAUCAAUAUCAUCCAAACAACUUACCAAACAUGUGGUCACACCAUCACCAUACGUAUCACCCAAUGUACAGUCCAAUCAAUCACUACCAUCACUAGAUAUAUGUCCAACAUCACCACAACCAUCACAUUCAUCAUCUUCUUCAUCAUCAGCUCGCAACUCAACACAUAUGCCCGAGACGACAACACCAACAUCAUCACCUGGCAGCACAUUCUUGGCGGUCAAAAGGAUACCACGAGGUACUUUUGGCAAUGCAAUGGAGUUCAACCAAUCAAUGGAUGGAAGAGUGGAUUUAUUACCCUUGGUACCUGGUCAAGCAUCAUCGUCCAACAUCAACAACACUGGCCAAUCAUCGUCAACAAACAAAUCAAACUCAAAGGAUUAUGGCGAUAAUCUAUCACCUCGUGGAUCAAGAAUACUUAAACCGCGAUUUGAUGCUGAGGAUCCAAUGGAUCGCGAUAUCCUCCCACCAAACAACGAGAUGGUAUCACUUCAGCAACAGUUGGUCGACAUUGAGGAUGCCCAGCUGAAGUAUCUCUCUAGGUCAUUCGAGGACAAUGACAAUGAUACACAGCAACAUGAUCACAAACAUCACACACGCGAUCACACGCAUGAGGGUCUGGAGGAAGACGAAGAUGAGCCCCUCGAUGUUCUGAAGGAUGUUGAGGACUUGCCAACGUGUUGGACUGACAUGGUAUCAUUCGCAAAUCACCCUUUGGAUGAUGUCAAUGGAUAUCACAACUUCCCUGUGUUGGUCUCCACAUCCAAAGACAUGUCGGCAAUAUUUGGAUGUCCCAGUGGAGCCACGGCCGCAGAGUUCAGACAGCAUAUCAUCACACAGAUGGAGAGUAUGAUUGCAUCCAUACGCAAUGGAUCAAUGUCACUUGACCUCAGCUCAGAUGGCCACUCGCCCAUGGCCAACGACACCUCAAUGCAUGACCUUAUCAGCUCGAGCUACCCUGGCAUCCCCAGAGUGAUCGUGGGUGCCACGCCCACGCCCAAGCAAGAGUCGUCGUCCAGCAACUUCACGCAUAGGGUACCUUCAACCAUCGUACCGCGAUACAGUACACGUCUACAAGCAAUCAAUAAGCCACCAAUAAUGACAGCCAGGAGCAACAAUGGAGUGUUCAGACAGCAACAGUCACGCAGUCCAAUAUGCAUUGGCAGUGGAAGGGAUGCCUCGUUCUCAUUGGGUGAGCAACGCGACCAAACUAUCAAGGCGACGGUACAACGAAGGAAGUUGGCACAGAUCCACAUUGCAUCACUACUUGGACGGCCCAUCGCCUGGACCAAGGACGACUCAGAAGUGAAGCAGUUCAGAAGUAUAAUGGAGAAUGUAUUCAAUCUUCAUGAGCUGGACAAGCGCGAGCGUAUCAAGAUCACGCUGGCGCCAACUAUGGCGACCAAGAUUGGCGAUGAUCCAUUGCUCCCAACAGCAUUCCACAUCAAGGUUUACAUCCCCCCAGACAAUCACUCAACGACCAUUUGUGUAAAUGGUGUCGACUUGAUCAGCCACAUCAUUGAGCGUGUCGUGGCCAAACAACACUCUGCCACGCUGCUACUGGAUCACAAGGCAUCAGACUUUGUAUUGAGGAUAACAGGCACAUCCGAUCAUAUUAUCAAUGAUUGUGAGAUCAAGAGGCUGGAGCAUGUUAGGUAUAGACUACAAAGGAAGUUGGACAUCAAGUUCAGUUUGGUCAAUCGGUCAACUUUACCCAACAUGAUGAUGGGUGGUGGCUACAUCGACGGUGCAAGUCAAGACAUUGUAGUGAUAAACAACUCAAUACCAGUGCGUAGCAACGACAAAAAGGCCACUGCCAAGUCAAUCCUGCCGCAACAGACCGCCAUCAUAGGGUCGGCGCGAUACUUGAGCCUCAGUCCAGCCAUGUCGGCGUCCGGCUCCACGAUCUCAUCAAAGCCCACGAGACACUCUAUCCUGUUGAGUGAGAUCAACAGACCAUUCGAGAUACGAAUCAUAUGUCUUGAGAACCUCACUGGCUCGCUGUUCUCAUCACUCACCCCUGAUGCGCCACUCAAUGAUAUCAAACUCACAAUUGUCGUCAGUCUGUACCAUGGCGACGACCUGCUCACUGAGCCACUGGAGACCACAUUCAAGUCAGUGCACAAUCCACUCUGGUGUGAAUGGCUAAGAUCCACAUUGUUGUUGUGUGAUGUUCCACGCGCAGCCAAGGUGUGCAUCACAAUGUACGCAUCAGUUGGCGAACGACCCAAGAUCAGCAUAGGCUGGGCAGACCUUCAACUGAUAGACCAUCGAGGCAAUCUACAAAACGGUGUGAUUGGACUGAUGUUAUGUCCAGGUGAUCGUGCCGCUGCUUCAUCAGCAGUAGCCGUGGCCUACAAUCAAACAUGUCCAUCUCUUGUGAUUGAGUUUGCUCAAUUCCCAUUCCCUGUGCUUUCACCUCGUCCAUUAUCCAGACGCGAGACCCGUGCCAACUCAUCAACUUCCCCUGUCGCCGACAACGAUCAUAAGGACAACAAGAACUAUGUUGAACCUCGACGACAUGACUUGGAGCGCAUGGAGCUGCUGAUCAAGCGUCAUCCAAUGAAUGAGAUGUCCACACUUGAUCGCCAGUUCAUUUGGAUGUAUCGCGUGUACCUCAAGGGAGUCUAUCCAAACUCAUUGCCAAGGAUACUGCAAUGUGUCCAUUGGAGUAAUCCUCACGAGGUCAAGCAGGUCCAUGAGCUGCUGGCCGACUGGCCCCAGAUCCCGCCAACUGAUGCCAUCGAACUGCUGGACAUCAAGUUUGCAGAUGAACUUGUUCGCGAGUAUGCCGUCACUUGUCUUCUUCCACUAAGUGACCAGGAGCUAGUGCGAUACCUACUUCCAUUGGUCCAAUCACUCAAACAUGAGCCAUACCAUGACUCAUCACUCGGUCGCUUCCUCAUACAACGAGCAUUGGCCAAUCGUGCAAUGAUUGGACAUCGAUUCUUCUGGCUCCUCGAGGCUGAGCUACAUGACCCCAGACACUCUGACAGAUGUGCACUCAUACUGGAGACUUUCCUCAAGGGCUGUGGAGACCAACGCCACGAGUUUGUCAAGCAGAUGGAGGUCGUGACCAAGCUGUGCUCCAUCGCUCAAUCAAUCAAACUGGCACCAACCAACAAGAGGAAGCAGAUGCUGCAUGAUGAGUUGACGCGUGUAGAGUGGCCAAACACAUUCCAUCUACCGACAUCAGUGACAACCCAGGCAUGUGGCAUCAUCAUUGAUGAGUGUCGCUGGCUGGACUCAUCCAUUGCAACUUUGUUGCUCGUAUUCCAGAAUGUUGAUCCGAUGGGCGAUCCCAUCAGAGUUGUGUACAGACAUGGCGAUGACCUCCGUCAAGAUAUGUUCACACUGAACAUGAUGUCAUUGAUGGAUGAUAUAUGGAAGAGUAAUGGACUCGAUCUACACAUGUCCAUUUACAAUGUGACGGCCACUGGUGAGCGAUCUGGAUUCAUCGAGGUGAUGGUGGACACGCCACACAUCCUGGCCAAUAUCCACAAGGAGACCAAUACAAUAUCAAAGAUACCAGGACUUGCUGGAUGGAUCAAAGAGAGGAACCAAAGUGACGCUGACUACGAGUCUGCCGUUCAAAACUUCAUCCACUCACUCGCCGGCUACUCCGUAGCCACACACAGUCUUGGCAUCGGAGACAGGCAACACGACGACACCGACAUCAUGGUUACAAACUCUGGUCACCUACUACACAAGGACUUUGCUCACUUCCUUGGAAGUGUUAGGAAGAGUAUUCAAUCAAGUUCAAAGAAGGACAAGGUCAUGCCAUUGAUAGUGACUGCCGAGUUUGUGACGGUGAUGGGUGGAGAGAAGAGUAGUUUGUUUAAAUGGUUCUCAGAUCUCUGUUGUCUAUCAUUCGAUCUGAUCAGGAAACACGUCUCAUUGUUCAUUGUCCUGUUCAAACUGGUACUGUCAACUGGUAUCUCAGAGUUGUCAAGACGUAGUGACAUUGAGUAUCUGCGGUCGUCCUUCAUGGUAGAAGCGGCAGACGACGAACAAGCCAAACAAUCAUUCGAGACCCUCAUCCAGAAGAGUCUAAGGAAGAAGACGACACCACAAUAA